This is a messenger RNA of Glycine soja, 1546 nucleotides long. Its product is annotated as UPF0160 protein-like. Lineage: Eukaryota; Viridiplantae; Streptophyta; Magnoliopsida; Fabales; Fabaceae. Gene Ontology annotation, cellular component: cytoplasm; nucleus. The record is from RefSeq and is a predicted model, not a curated record. The transcript has 7 exons. Bases 50 to 1159 code for a protein of 369 amino acids.
GCAGGGUUUUGGUCGGGGUUAAGAAAGUGAGGGAAAAAAGUAGAGUGGUAUGUGGGUUGCUGCGGCAACAAAACCAUUCAUCAAAUUCCAAUUCCACAGACACACUACUUCUCUUCCGCUUCUUCUGAUGGCAAACCAAGCUUCACUCUCCUUUUCUUCUUCCGUGUCUCCUGUUCACGCGCCUCUCAAGCGCGUGGGCACGCACAACGGAAGCUUUCAUUGCGACGAGGCCCUCGGCUGCUUCAUGAUUCGCCUCACGAACAAAUUCAACAGCGCCGAAAUCGUUCGCUCCCGAGACCCUCAGGUGUUGGAGGUUCUCGAUGCUGUUCUCGAUGUUGGGGGAGUGUAUGACCCUGCCCGAGAUCGGUAUGAUCAUCAUCAAAAGGGAUUUGAAGAAGUUUUUGGGCAUGGUUUUUCCACUAAAUUGAGUAGUGCUGGUCUUGUUUAUAAGCAUUUUGGAAAGGAGAUUAUAGCCAAAGAACUUGAGGUAGAUGAGGAACACCGAGAUGUGCAUCACAUAUAUUUGGCUGUUUACAAGAGCUUCAUGGAGGCAAUUGAUGCUAUAGACAAUGGGAUCAAUCAGUAUGAUACAGACCAGCCUCCAAGAUACGUGAAUAAUACUCAUUUAUCCUCAAGAGUAGGAAGGCUAAAUUUGGAUUGGACAGAUCCUGAUCAGUCACCUGAGAAAGAAAAUGAGGCCUUUCAACGUGCAAUGGCUCUUGCUGGCAGUGAGUUUCUGGAUAGUGUUCGAUUUCAUGUCAAUUCAUGGUUACCAGCAAGGUCAAUUGUAAUGGAGACCCUAGCGGCUAGACAUACUGUUGAUCCUAGUGGAGAAAUUCUAGUUUUGACUAAAUUUUGUCCUUGGAAGCUUCACUUAUUUGAGCUUGAGGGAGAGUUGAAAAAUGACCCUGCUGUCAAAUAUGUUCUAUAUCAGGAUGAAAGAAGCAAGCAUUGGCGAGUGCAGGCAGUUGCAGUAUCUCCUGACAGUUUUCAGAGCCGAAAGGCUCUACCCUCACAGUGGCGGGGGUUAAGGGAUGAAGAAUUGUCAAAGAAGUCUGGCAUUCCUGGAUGUGUUUUUGUGCAUAUCAGCGGAUUUAUUGGUGGAAACCAAAACUUUGAUGGUGCCUUGGCCAUGGCAAAGGCUGCUUUGAAGAUGUAGACGAGGAUCAUAUGAACCAAGGGCUAUCACUGAUUUUGCGCACUCAUUCACAGUACACUUUACUGAUUGCGUUGAAGAAUGCAUAUGAACCAUGGGGACUGGGAACAGUGGCUUAAAGAUGGUUCUAUAUCAAGUUCAUUAACUCAUUUGCUGAUAGGUGGUCUAUCUUAUCCAAAUUUUCUUUCAAUAGUUUAACCAAUGUAUUAGUUAAUGAAUUUCUUGUGUCUAUUAUGUUGAUAAUUGUCAUUGAUCUUAUUGUUAUAAGCAUCUUAUAACAAAGAAUUUCUUGUGUCUAUUUGGUUCACUUGAGAGAGCAUUAGAACUUCAGAAAAACGAUAAAUCAUUUCUAAAGGUAGUCCAAAUUGAUACCAUUUACUUGUUUUUCUA